Messenger RNA from Papaver somniferum (opium poppy), 1112 nucleotides. RefSeq names its product adenine phosphoribosyltransferase 1-like. The transcript is spliced from 6 exons. Gene Ontology annotation, cellular component: cytoplasm; cytosol. Gene Ontology annotation, molecular function: adenine phosphoribosyltransferase activity. The record is from RefSeq and is a predicted model, not a curated record. NCBI's taxonomy places the organism in Eukaryota, Viridiplantae, Streptophyta, Magnoliopsida, Ranunculales, Papaveraceae. Gene Ontology annotation, biological process: adenine salvage. Bases 325 to 867 code for a protein of 180 amino acids.
ACAUCAAGAUUCGCACUUGCUUACCAAAUCUUUUCCAGGAUUUUCCGCGGUUGUUGGUGAAAGAGAACCAAUACCAAACAACACGACAUAACUCGUAAUGUUACAACACCAAACGAAACUUAAUGUCCAUCCAACACGUACAACACCAUUAUUAUAUAAAAUCCCUAAUUCACCACUAUUGGUGGGAUUGUUAACAGCAAAAUCCGAUACGCUUCGAAGGACCAAAAACCAUAAAUAGACGACUCAAUUUCACUCCUUUCUUACUGUCCAGUCUAGUCUCUCCUCCUUUAUUAUUUUUACUAUCUUCUUCUCAACACACUAGAGAUGGCUGCUGUUGAAGAUGAUCGAAUUGCUAGGAUUUCUUCUGCAAUCAGGGUUAUCCCUAACUUCCCUAAACCAGGGAUUAUGUUUCAAGACAUAACAACUUUGCUUCUUGACCCAAAAGCUUUUAAAGAUACCAUUGAUCUAUUUGUUGAGAGAUACAAAGACAAGAACAUCAGUGUAGUUGCAGGAAUGGAAGCCAGAGGUUUCAUCUUCGGUCCUCCAAUUGCCUUAGCUAUUGGGGCAAAAUUUGUGCCUAUGAGGAAACCUAAGAAGCUACCUGGGGAGGUUAUAUCUGAAGAGUACUCUUUGGAGUAUGGAACAGAUAAAUUAGAAAUGCAUGUCGGAGCUGUACAGGCAGGAGAACGUGCUCUUAUAGUCGAUGAUCUCAUUGCCACAGGGGGGACUUUAUGUGCUGGAAUCAGGCUAUUGGAACGUGUCGGCGCAGAGAUAGUCGAGUGUGCUUGUCUGAUUGAAUUAGCAGAGCUAAAGGGUCGUGAUCGAUUAGGCGGCAAACCAUUGUUCAUCCUUGUAAGCGCAGCUUGAUCAGAGCUGGGAUGGUUUCAGUUUUUAACGAAAUUUCAGUUGGGACGAGCUUUGAGUCGUACCUACGAGUGUUAUAGGUGCCUCUCUUUAGAUGGAGGUUUCCUUGAGUGUUUGUAUAAGUUGAUGGAUUUCUGAUAACCCAUUUCAGUGGUUUAUAUGAACAUCGCUCAGUCAACGGCAUAUUUAUUUAUCAAUUUGAAAUUCAAUAAUAGUAAUGGUUUUAAGAAACUGAAAAUUCUCUUCUA